Messenger RNA from Sclerotinia borealis F-4128, 1314 nucleotides. NCBI's taxonomy places the organism in Eukaryota, Fungi, Ascomycota, Leotiomycetes, Helotiales, Sclerotiniaceae. The record is from the annotation of a GenBank genome assembly.
AUGUCUACCAAACACAACAAAAAGGAUGCUUCCGCUCGAGAUUCAUCAGUCUCGGCUCGAGAAAUGCCAGCUCAAGGUCCUCGGCUAGGAUACUUUAUCGUUCGCAAGUCGGGUGAGGUGGUGCCACUAGUGGCGGUUGAUGAGUUACCGCUAGGCGUGGAUUUGGUGGGGGUCCCGAGGUGUCUGGAUUUGGUGGAGACGGGGGGGAUGUUGAAUUUGGGGUUGCAGGGUGAUGUAUGUCCUAGUGGAGGGGGGUUUUAUAGAUUGGUUGGGUUGGAGGAGGAUGAUGAUGAGGGGGAGGCUAGUGGGAAUGGAGAUGGAAUUGCGGGGAGUAGUGGAUCCAACACGGCGGUCUCCAGUCCUCUUCUCCUACCCGUCCGAUCCUCAACAUUAACUACACCCGCGAGCGCACACAAUAAAUCCCAAUCCCCAAAAUCACAAUCGCAAUCAAAAUCCUUGCCCGGUCUCGCAUCUUCAAUCUGGGCUCCUGCUUCUUCGCUUCCUAGUCCUCGCAUAAACCAAAAUUCAUCUACCGGGACGUUAGGAAUACAGCAAGCACAACAGACACAACAGACGUGCAGACACUGGUGUACACAUAAUCGCAGAUGUAAAUGGGGUGAGCAUUGUCGGUAUAAACAUGAAAUGCCCAGAACAAGAUUUGAAUUAAGGUUGAUUGGGUUGAGUGAUUGGCCAGGUUGGUUUAAGGCGGAAAAUUUGGGAUUUUUCCCGGCGUUUGGUGUCGGUAGGGGGGCUGAGAGGUUGAAGAGUGGGGAGGGAGGUGUAGAUGUGGGGGGUGGAAUGGAGAGGAAGGAGAGGGAGAGGGGGGAGAGAGGUGGUGUGGGGAGAGAUAAGGAGCGGGCGAUGGGUGUGGGAAUUGGAAUGGGAGUAUCGGAGGGUGAGACGGUAAUGGAGAGAUUGAGGAAAAUGGAGAAGUUACUUAGGGUUAAGGGGGUAGUUGCGUUGAAGGGUAGGGAAAGGGAUGAGAAGAAAGGGGAGGGCAAGAUGAGAGAUGAGAAGAAAACUAGGGAGAAGGAGAAGGAGAAGCUUAAGGAGAGAGAAAGGGAGGAAAAACUUGAUAUCAGAAAAGCAGAGACGAAGAAGGAGAGGGGGAGGAUUAGAGGGGAGAAAAUAAGGGAAAAGGAUGUUACGGGAAAGAUUAACAGGGGUGAUUUGGAGGGAACGAGAAAGUGGGAAGAUGAGAGUGAGGAUAUUAGUGAGGAUGAGGGGAAGGUGGAGAUAAAAGACAAGGGGGGCGAGAAAGGGGGUAAGAGGGAAGGUUCUGGUGGGGAAAAGGAGAAGCUGGUUGAUGUUUGA